AUGAAUCUCGGGGAAUGGAACCUUGUCAACGGGGUUCUUCUCGGGGCAUUAGCUUUUAUUUGUUUCUUCGAGUUGCGGGUGUCAGCAAAGGCGAUGCAGCUUACCUAUAAGAUCUUAUCUGCUGACUGCUCGGUCGACGAAUUUUUAUCACAGGGAGUUCUCCCCGCAGCUAUCGUCAUAGGUCGGAGAGCAAUUCCUCUCUUACUUUUCAUCUGGACAUUCCACGGAGUGUUGCUUUUGCCGACAUUCUAUGGAACAUGCAGUUCAACGGCGCCGUUGUUGCUGGGCAUUAGCCUUACAGAGAUGGUUUUCCAGCUUGCAUGCUUUGUCGCAACAGCCUCGUAUAUGUGCGUUUGCCCGGCACAUGCCAGUGGCCUGACUUGCAUUAAGGUUCAAGCGAAUCUCCAGAGGCUUAUCGUUGAAUUGGCCGACGCCUUCUCGUGA
Neospora caninum is the source of this 444-nucleotide messenger RNA. RefSeq names its product Cation-transporting ATPase, related. The coding region runs from base 1 to 444 and encodes 147 amino acids. The transcript has 7 exons. Lineage: Eukaryota; Apicomplexa; Conoidasida; Eucoccidiorida; Sarcocystidae. The record is from RefSeq and is a predicted model, not a curated record.